Phlebotomus argentipes is the source of this 1186-nucleotide messenger RNA. It is a transcript of the gene HSPBAP1, whose product is annotated as HSPB1-associated protein 1. Gene Ontology annotation, molecular function: 2-oxoglutarate-dependent dioxygenase activity. The record is from RefSeq and is a predicted model, not a curated record. The coding region runs from base 5 to 1171 and encodes 388 amino acids. NCBI's taxonomy places the organism in Eukaryota, Metazoa, Arthropoda, Insecta, Diptera, Psychodidae. The transcript has a single exon.
UGAAAUGUCUGGGAAAAUAACACCUCAGGAUUUAUCUAAAAUCGCCCAAAAUGUGGAAAAUCCCUGUGUUAUUCGUAACUUUGGGGUGCCCUGGGCAUCUUUGGGAUCUAAUUUAGCGAAGUGGUGUGAAAAAGUGGAUCAAAUAUACCCUGAAGGAGUAUCUUUUGAGAAGGCUUCCCAGAAGCACGGAUCGGAGCCUCAGUGGGAAUGUUUCCGGGAGAAAACCCCCAGAAUGACAUUGAAGAGCUUUCUCAUGUAUUCCUCGACGGAUAAUUGGCUGUCCUACGGAUACAAGAGCUUGAGGGAUUUGCCGGAAGGCCUUAAGGAAGACAUAGAUUUCUCACCGUUGGGCUUUCCAGAGAUCAAGGACGAUGCCACACUGUGGCUGGGCACCAGGGCAGCCCACACGUCCUGCCACUACGACACCUACGGCAGGAACAUCGUGGUGCAGGUGUUUGGCCACAAGCGAUGGAUACUCUUCAGUCCAGAAGUGGAUUUGCAGGCGACGAGGAUUCCAUUUGAAGAGAGCAGCGUCUAUAGUGGCCUGAACUUUUUCAGCCCUCGGGAUCUUGGUCAGUUCGAUAGCGUCAAAAAGCUGGCACACAUCGUCACUCUGGCUCCAGGAGACGUCUUGAUAGUGCCUCCCAGAUGGUGGCACUUUGUGGAGAAUCUUGAUACGGCUCUGGCCAUUAAUGCCUGGAUUCCCAUCAAGGAAGACAUUGACCAUCAGAUUAGCGAGUGCUUUGUGAAGAGCAUUAUUGUCCAAUUUCUCAGGGAUGUUGAUUGUAAAAUCAAAAAAUUCCUGGUGAAUCCAAAUGAGAUGGAAGUCUUUGAAGAAGAUCCAAAAGAACUUCUCGAGCAACACGUGAAAAUUCUUAAUUACCUGAGAAAUCUCAAGCGGUCCAAAAGUACCCAGAAAAACAAAUUUUCUGAAGAGGAAUGGGAAGAAUUAUUGGAGAGAAAUUCAGUAGAAAUCGUCCAGAAAUCGACCGAGGAAGAAUUUCUAGAGAUCCUCAAUGGGAACAUGAAAAGACACGACGAAUCUUGGAAUAUUCCCGAUCUGAGCGAGGAAGAACAACUUCUGAUCAACCAAUUGACAGAGUUUAUUAAUUCUCUCACUGAUGCUGAAGCCAUUAGCAAAAUGAAGAAGCAGUACUUGAAAAUAUCAUGACUUUUGUAUGUAAUU